GAUUCAGCAGCUUCCUUCUUUAUACUUUUCAACAUCGAGGCUUUGGUUUCACCAAAAAGUAUAAUCCGUGUAAAAAAAUCGUGCCCAUACACUGGUUAGUGUCGGCUGUCAAACGGCGGGCGGGCGGAGUGCGCAGGACUGGUUCAGGACUGGUUCAGGACUCGUUCAGGACUGGUUCAGGUAUCGCCGCCGCUCACCGCAUGGCAGGAAGUGAAAAUCAGUUCACCCGGCUUCGCACAAAUACAACGAAACAAUUUUUACCUGUGAAAGAGAGCGAGAGAGAGGGAGCAGAGGCAGAGAGAAAAGCGGCUCCCGCCUCUGAGUGCAGCCGACGCACCCGACCGCUUUUCGGGCACCCGGAGGGGUUCACUCCCUGCGUGUCGCAGGCUCUGCGUGCUGGACUCUUUAAACGGCCCAGUCUUGCAGUUCACGGUGGAGCGUCUUGUGCGGUUGAACGUGUGACGACGGAGGCAAGGGAAAACACCGCGAGCAUGAACUAUCACGGCAUGCAGCCGCAGUACGUCCAACCCACGGCGGAGCACGCGGCCAUGGGCCCACCACGUGCCAAUGGCCUUGGACUCACGGAGGGCGGACCGCCGGCCAAGAGCGCCAGGGAGCUUUACGAGCAGCGCAAGCAGUACUCCCGUGGGUCGGGCGCGCAGGCGGAGGUGGCGGAGUACCGCGUGGAGCACCUGGUGUCGCUGCCCAUGGGCGGCCCCGAGGGCGUGCGCUCCCCGGAGGAGGGCGUGCAGCGCAUGCGGCGCCUGGCCGCCACCGGGCACCUGUGGUCACAGGACGUGAGCCUCCGCGUGGCGGCCGAGGGCAUUCAACUUCUUGACCAGGACACCAAGGAGGAACUGGAGAACUUCCCCACCCAGACGAUCCAGCGCUGCCUGGCGAUGGCCGGCAUAUCGUCGGAAGACCCCAUUCUGUCGCUCAUCUGCCACGAUCCCUCAGAGCCGUGUGCCGAGCUCUACCUGUUCCAGUGCGGGCGCGUGCAGGGCAUGGCCAUACAGAAGCACGUGGACCACGUGUUGUCUGGCUCCCCGCGCUCUCCAAUGAACAAGCCCAGGGAGCCGCACGGAGAACCGGAAAUGUCCCAAAAGCAGGCUCCCCCCAGCCCGACGAUGAUGACGAGUGAGCCAGCCCCCCGGCCGCCCCCCACGCUCACCCAGGUGGACUCGCGCAGCAAGGUGGCCAUCUGGAACAUGUUCCCGAAUGAUCAAGGAGACAGGGACAGUCUGGAUCUUGAACAAGAGCUGGAGGACGUGCCGGAGUUCAGGCAAAAACGUGUGCAGCGAGAUACGGAGAUGCUGAACCACCUCUUCGACGAGAUCGAGGGCUUCGUAGCGAAGCUGCAGAAGGCGGCGCAGGCGUUCGACGAGCUGGGCAAACGCAAGAAGCAGAAGCGCAGCAAGAAGAAGAAAAACGGAGACGGAAUCCUGACGCUGCGCUCCAAGCCCCCUCCGCACGAAGACUUUGUUGAUAUUUUCCAGAAGUUCAAGUACGGGUUCAACCUGCUGGCUCGACUGAAGGGAAUCAUUGAUAAUCCAAGCGCAGAGGACCUGAUAACCAGUCUCUUCCCACCGCUGCAGAUGAUUCUGCACGCGUGCGGCGGCCUGGAUCUGGUUCGCUCCGUGGCAAGCCCUCUGCUCACGCGCCAGGCCAUCGACAUCCUCAACACGAGCCCCAACCCCGAGCAGCGCAAGCUGUGGCUCUCGUUGGGCAACGCCUGGAGCGUCACCAGGGCAGAGUGGCCGGCAGACAAGCCCCUGCCGUCCUACAUCCCACGCUUCCCCAACUGGGAGCCGGAGCGUUUCAAUGUCCCUCCCAUGGCCCACGCGCACGACUCCCCCGACGCCGGCCCCGUGCCCUCCUCGCCGCGCAGGAUCGCUCCGGAGACCCAACUCCCCAUCACGGAACGUGAAAAUGUGGAGACUCCUCCGGGUUUCAGAGAUGACGAUGCUCACAGCAAGAGGAUGGCCAGGGCUUCGUACAAGUUCACUGCACGCAACAAGAACGAGAUCUCGGUGGACAAGGACGACAUCCUGGAGGUGCUGAACGACACCCGCCAGUGGUGGAAGGUGCGCAACCAGAGUGGAGAGCUGGGCCACGUGCCCUCCAACAUCAUGCUGCCGCUGGAUCAGGCGCCGGGCGGCGCACCCAGCCCGCUCGGGGUCUUUCCGCACGUGCAGCAGCACCAGCAGCUGCACCAACAGGUGCACCAGCAGCUGCACCAGCAGCAGCAGCUGCGAGCCCACCUCUCUCACGACGAGCCGGCCAACUUCGCCGAUUUCUACGGCGCCCGCCAGCAGCCGUGGUAUGCAUCCUCGCGGAACGAGGUAGUGCGACCGCAGGCGAUGUACCCGGCCGGGUUCGCCAACGGCAUGGACGUGGGGCCGCAUCAUCAGCAGCAGCAUCAUCAGCAGCAGCAGCAGCAGCAUCAGCCGUUUGGGUUUGGCGGUGCUCCUCCUGGGCAGCCCUCGCUGCCGCCCUCCGACUACAGCGCGCCCACGGUGUACGAACCCGUGCUGCCCCACGUGCAGCACGGAGCCCGGGCACCGCUGCACACGACCUACGCACCCAGCGCCAUGGGCCUGGCGCCUGCUCCGUCGCGGGGCUUCAUGCCGCACUCAUUCCCGCGAGCGCCAGCACCACCGCCACCGUCCUUCUCGCCAGCGCUUUCCACCCCCAACGGCGUGGGCCUUCGGGAACACGAGGGCCACGGGAAGUCCUCCACCCUCGCCUCCUCCACCUCUGCCGCAUCCUCCUCAUCUGCCAACCAAGCGCCGAAGGAACACUCGCAGAUGGAGAUCAUGCAGAGCGAGCUGGUGUCGCGUCUCACCCUGGGGCGCAGCGCCAACGCCGUGCGGCCCCGCGUGCGCCCCAGCACCGUCGAGCAGCAGCUGAGCAUCACCAACGAGUCGCGGCCGCGCGACGUCUACAACUUCCUCCAGGCCAAGGGCUUCUCCGAGCUCACGGUGGAGACGCUCGGGGUGCUGUCGGGUGAGCAGCUGUUCGCGCUCACCAAGGAUGAGAUACGCAUGGUGUGCUACAGGGACGCCUCGCGCGUCUACAGCCAGAUCACCAUCCAGAAGUCCCUGCUCAACGAGAAGGAGUCGGAGCUGGCCGCUAUCAUGAAGCGUCAACAGGAGAGACUCUGCGAUCCGUGAGGAGCGGCUGGACACGCCGGGGAAUGAAGAACGAGCACAAAGGGGAACCCGUGAGCCACCGUGCUCUCUACACGUGGCCGUACGUUGGCCUGCAAUUCGUGGAAGGACCACGUGAACAUUGGGGCAAUGGAGCUGGGGGUCAAGGCGAGAGAGAUGGGACUCGGGAUUUAGUGUUAGGGGGAACGAGCCAGUGUUUGACGUCGGCCGGAACGGUACGCUGUUUGAUUUGGUCACGCCACAUCCAUCUCGCUUCAGUUUGUCCUGUUUGUAGAAUUGUAGGAAUAUUUAGUACGAUAAUAUAGGGUUCUUAAGGAUAUGCGUACCUUCUGCUCCUGGUAGUAGUGCCUUACGCCGAUAACCCCUAUUGUCAUGGUAUCCUUGCAGCGUUCCGGAAAUUGCAGAUUGAUAAACUAAGGCGGUCUGGGUUGAGUUAUGGUGGAUGGAGGGGGUGCUGUGGGCUGCAUGUGUGUUUUGCAAUAGGGCUUGGUAUCGCUGUGUGUUGCUUUGCCACGCUCCAUCACUUUCGACUCUGAUCAUCGUAGCGCCGUACAAUCUGCCUGGGAGUGUACCAAUUUGUCGACCAACGUCGGCUCGUAAUCACUCGGUAUGGGAAGUAUUACGUGCGCAAGAAUUUGGGUUAGUCGAUUGAUAUACUUGCUAUGGCACGCAUGGGUCGCCCUUGCAACAACAACACAAAAAAAUACUUGAAGUCUUGCUGGGUUUGUAACUGCUAGAUGAAGGCCUUCCCAGAUUGUGUCAUUCGUGGGGGGGGGGGGGGGGGGGUUGAUCAUACUUCACGCUGGUCAAGUGUGGGUUGGUGAAGGGUUACGUGGGACCGGUUCGGAUGAUCACUCAUCGAUGUUAGCCAUGGCCAGGAAUUAAUAAUGCUGUGCGCUAACCACUAUGCCACCGCUCCAAUCCCCGCUGGGUUCUUACUUGGAAAAAAUAAGUUCCAUCGAUCAAUCAGUCACAUGUCCCAUGCAAUCCACUAAAUGCGUUACCAUUGAUGAUCACAAUGUUUAAAAAAAUCAAUCUAUUGUUGCAUUGAAUGUAUGUAUAUAUGUAAAACGUCUUUCGCGCCGCACAUAACCAAUCGUGCUAAUCGGAGGUACGGGAAUCGUUACACGCCUGGACCCUACACGGCACAACACAAUGCAACGCAACGCACACAGCAGCAGCAGCAGCAUCAGAAGCGGGAUACUGCAAGAGCCUUGGGAGCUAGUGCAGCUGCGCUGAUGUCCAGGCUUUAAUGACAGCCACGGCAGUGCAUCUCCACUCACGUCCCCAAUGUGUCCCUACAUUCGCAUGAACCCAUUCAUAGGAUUAAGGGAUAGUGCCUUGUGCCAAUGAUUCUUACUCAAAAGCCAGCUUGUAGCAGCGUUCUGGAAAAUAUCGAGCGAGAAACUAAGCCCUGUGUGUGUGCUUAUAUCCGAAAAAAAGUUAUUCUUUGUUUCUGCACCUCCCCCGGCCCCCACUCCCCAUGUAAUGUAAGAAGAGUUGUGUUACGUGUAUCAGAACUGUGCUUUUCGAUUUAAAGCUUUCGUGACUGCAGGGAUUCAUAUUUUUGGUUCUUUCGGUAAAGUCACGUAGAAGAUAAAUAAUAAUAAAACAUAAUAUAAUAAUACAAUUCUCACGACGUUUCGGCCACAACGUAAGCAGCCGUCCUCAGGUGAAGAACAGGGCUGUCGGAAAAACAGCGUCCUAAUGAGGAGGAGAGCGCCUUGAUAUGUAAACUCCUUUGUCAAGGCUCUCUCCUCCUCCGACCCAGCUUAAAAAUACGCUGCCAAGCCUAGCAGUGUUCAUUAGGACGCUGUCUUUCCGACAGCCCUGUUUCUUCACCUGAGGGACGGCAGCUUGCGUUGUGGCCAAAACGUCGUGAGAAUUGUAUUUUAUUAUUCUAUUAUCUCCCUUCUACGUGACAUUAUCGAAAGAACCAAGAAUAAGAAGUGUGCUUGUAUGCGGCUUCCCUAGUCCACAUGCUUCGCAAUGCAGCGUGGUGACACUGCACGAACAAGCCAGCAAACAAACCCCGCAGCGCAAUGUAGCAAUGUUUAACUGUGAUGACGCGAAGUGUGAGUUGUAUGUUUCUUGCCCCCGGUGCUGUGACACGGACUUAACUCUCAACGAUUUCAUUCAUGUCCACUUGUUUGCACGAUGUAUAACGAUACUCGAGUGUACAGAAGUAAACUAGAACGAUUGAGGGCAAUCGUCGGUUUGCAAAGGGCUCGAUGCUGUGAUAAUGUUAUUUUGGUUAAGAUAAUCUUAUUUGGGUUAAGAUAACCUAAUCUUGUCGAUGCUGUGAUAACCUUUUCUGGAGGAAGGGAAAACAAUAUGUAAUCAUUGCGUUUAGAACAUUGUUAAAAUGCAAGUCUUGCACACAUGUUAUGACUCCCAUCUACUUUCACGCAAUUCUAGUUGAAGUUUAGCAACAACGACAACGGCAAUAAACAUUCCGAGCUAUUUACAAUUGUAUUUUAUAUUGUAAAAAUAAAAUAAAAUCCGACCUUUGACAAUUAUUUUUGUAUUAACUGCAGGCUCCAAAAUGCACACAAUGUUCUACAUUGCUCAUAAUUACAGCAAUAAAAAAAAACCCA
Molecule: messenger RNA, 5767 nt
Organism: Lethenteron reissneri (Far Eastern brook lamprey)
Lineage: Eukaryota; Metazoa; Chordata; Hyperoartia; Petromyzontiformes; Petromyzontidae
Product: epidermal growth factor receptor kinase substrate 8-like
Biological process (GO): Rho protein signal transduction; positive regulation of ruffle assembly; regulation of Rho protein signal transduction
Cellular component (GO): vesicle; ruffle membrane; plasma membrane
Molecular function (GO): actin binding
Source: RefSeq, a predicted model, not a curated record